AUGCAUCCUUCAGUUAUCUUUGUUUGUCUUCUAUUAUCUGUUUUAUGUGUUUAUUGUUCUCAACCUAAACGUGUAGUUGAUAAAAUGUAUAUAUCAUUCGAUCGUGCACGUUAUUGUGUUCGUCGUCUUAAUGCUACACAUGAAAUAGGUUGUCAAUCAUCUACAAGGGGCAAUUCUGGUCAAAUGUAUAUGAUUGAUAAUGAAGCAGAAUUUAAUUCUUAUCUUAUAAAUACUAAAUUAAUUGAUUCAUUUGGAUCAUUUAUUAUUGUACUCAAUGUUAAUUUAUUCCAUCCAUAUUAUGUUGAUAAAUUAAUGACAUCUCUUGAUUCAAAAUUAAAUGGCCUUUUACUUUAUUUAAAAUCAACAUCAUCUCGACCUGAAUAUUUUUCACAUGAUGAUCAAUGUCCUAAUCAUCGUGAUUCAUAUUAUUUAAAUCAAACACAAAUUAUUAAUUGGAAUUCGCAAGGAACUGGUUUGUUUUUUCGUUCAUUUCCAUUUCCAAUGAUGUUAAUUGAUGAAGAAGAUGAUUAUAAACAGUUAGUACAAUUCUAUCGACAAUUUAAUCAUAAUCAAUCAUCACCAACAUGUGGUCUUGAAUUAAAAACAUUUCAAAAUGCAGCACAUACAUCAAAAACAUGUAUGCGAAGAAAUAGUAUAUCACAUUCAUUAAUCGAUACUGAAGAAACAUUUUGUGAUCCAGUUGGUGGUCUUAAUAUUUAUAGCAAAUUACCUCAAUCAUUGACACCUGUACCUAAAAAACGUCAACCACAAUCAAUUAUUCUUAUUUUAGCAGCAACAGAUAGUUUUCAAAUGUUUUUAAAAACAAAAGGUACAACAGGUGGUGCUCAACAACCAGCUACAGCACUUAUAACAUUUCUUGCACUUGCACAUCUUGUCGGACAAGAACAAAAUGAAUUUAAUCAAACAGAUAAAGAAAUUAUAUUUGUGACUCUUGAUGGUGAUGUACUUGAUUAUUCAGCUUCAUUUAAAUUUAUGUUUGAUAUGAUAAAUGGAUAUUUUCCAACGGGUGGUCAAAAUGAAGAACCUAUUAAAGUUGAACAUAUUCAUUCUAUUAUUGAAUUUCAAUCAUUAAGUCUAACUGAUAAACUUUCGCUUUAUGCAUAUCCAUCAAAACUUAAAAAUCAAACAUUUAUCGAUACACUUAUCCAUAAUAAUCCCAUGAUUAUUCCAAUGACAUCUGAUUCUCCUCUACCACCAGCAUCUUCACAAAUUUUUCUUCGUCAAACAUCAUCAUCGUCUUUUCCUGCUUACAUACUUACAUCAGCAAAUGAAAGUCAACUAUCAAAUCAUUACUAUCAUUCGUUCUUUGAUGAUCCUUCAACAUUAUCAAUUAAUAUAUCUUCAUUAGAAUAUGAUAGCACUACUAACUUUAGUCAAUGGAUAAAACAUAUUGUUGAACCAUUUGGUCAAACAUUAAUCGAAUCUUUUUUUGGUAUAAAGAAAAAUGUGACUAUUAAACAAGAAAUUAUAAAUAAUCUUGUUUAUUGUAUUUUGAAAAAUAUAAAUUGUCCUCUCAUUCAUAAUGUAACAAAUCAAUCGACGGGAAAUACAUUUGAUUCACUUAAUGAAACAUCAUUACUAUUUUCAAUCAAUACUUAUCCAACAUCAACAACACCAACUUUUCCUUUCGUACAAAAUAUUCUCAGUUAUUUUUUACGUGAUCGUAAAUACGAUACAUACAAUUUAACUGAAACAACAUGUAAAGGACGUGCAAAUAAUGAUAGUCUUCAUUCGUAUACAUAUGUUGGUGGAUAUCCACCAUCAAUAAUGUCUGAACAAUCAUUUAAUGGAUAUUGUGUACGAUCAUAUGUACGAUCUAUGUCAUCGGUUUCACCAGCAUUUACUAUUGAUAAUUAUGAUUUAUCAAAAACAACUUAUCCAGCAUGGACUGAAAGUCGUUGGACAACAAUUAGUUUACGACUUUUUGUUAUUCCAACGAGAAGACAUGAAAUCAUUACACUUGUUAUUGGUAUUUUACUUCUUUCGAUUUCAUUUAUUAUCUGUCUUCUAUUACGUUGUUAUACAAAUAUUAGUCUUUUACAACCUUCAUCAUCAUAA
Messenger RNA from Rotaria sp. Silwood2, 2079 nucleotides. The record is from the annotation of a GenBank genome assembly. NCBI's taxonomy places the organism in Eukaryota, Metazoa, Rotifera, Eurotatoria, Philodinida, Philodinidae.